UCAGUUUCGAGGACGCCUACCGCCCCCGCUUAUCGCUCCGACCUGGGCAUGUUCGCGUUGCAUUCCAUCCGUCUACUAAAAAUAAUUCCGCGACAUUGCGUGCGGCGAUAACCCUCACAAGGUGACCGAUGUUCUCAAAUGGUGGGCUGGAGCAAAACAAACGAGAACCUAAGCCAGUUCGACUUUGCGCUGGCCGGGGGCGGUUCCGGGCUCAUCACCCGAGCUCUGUGUCAGCCCCUGGACGUGCUCAAAAUCCGAUUCCAACUGCAAGUGGAACCGAUAGCCCACGGAUCGGUGUCCAAGUAUAGAUCAUUGUAUCAGGCCGUGCGUUUGAUACUCCACGAGGAAGGUGUUAAGGCGUUUUGGAAGGGCCACGUGCCCGCCCAGUGGCUUUCCAUCAGUUACGGCGUCGCCCAGUUCUGGGCGUUCGAAGUUCUGAGCCGCAACGCCCAUCAUUUGGGUUUGUCCGGCAAAUGGUCGCCCUUGUUGAAUUUCGCUUGCGGAUCAGUUGGAGGGGGCGUCGCUACCGUAGUGUCGUUCCCGUUCGACGUGGUACGCACCAGGCUGGUAGCGCAGAGCGAUCACAAAAAAGUGUACCAUGGCACUCUGGCGGCGACUCGCGAAAUCUGCUUACGCGAAGGGCCCUUGGUACUCUACCGUGGCCUGUGGCCGACCGUGCUCCAAAUAGGGCCACACGCGGGCGCCCAGUUCAUGUGCUACAAGCUUUUUGAUGACUUGUACAAGUACAUCAUCGGCACCAGCCGUACCACGCUGUCCAGCAGCUUGGUGGCGGGCAGCAUGGCAGGACUCUGCGCCAAAACCAUCAUCUACCCCUUCGAUCUGGUCAAGAAGCGGCUCCAGGUCCAGGGGUUCCAAGCGGCCAGGGCGCACUUCGGAAAGCAUUUCACCUGCCACGGACUGGUGGAUUGUUUUAGGAAAAUUUACAAGGUGGAAGGGCUGAUGGGGUACUUCAAGGGACUAUCGCCCAGCUUGCUGAAGGCCAUGUGCUCGACGGCGCUGCACUUUAGCAGUUACGAAAUGAUCUGCAACCUAUUAGCGUACAAGAGUCGAUGACGCAAGUUGUCCGGUUAGUUUUAAGGUUACCUGGGGAAAAUGUCUAGUCGGAUUUAUUUAUUUGGCCUCGCCUUUAUCGAAUCUAGUCAAUUUCGUUUAUUCCAUUGUUAUACUAAAUAAGUAAAUAGAAAUGUUAAAAACACGGGGGGUUUCAUUCACCGACAAACAAGGGGCCCUGCAAUAGGCAAAGAAAAAAAAUGUUUUCCUUAAAUUGCAUCACGAUACAUGGUCAUAUUUUCCAAAACCUGUAAUAAAACGAACACAAGCAUUCUGCAACCUUUACACUCGUUAUCAAUAAAAAAAAACACAGUAGU
Messenger RNA from Cylas formicarius (sweet potato weevil), 1388 nucleotides. It is a transcript of the gene Tpc1, whose product is annotated as mitochondrial thiamine pyrophosphate carrier. Gene Ontology annotation, molecular function: thiamine transmembrane transporter activity. The record is from RefSeq and is a predicted model, not a curated record. The transcript is spliced from 2 exons. Gene Ontology annotation, biological process: thiamine pyrophosphate transmembrane transport. Bases 139 to 1074 code for a protein of 311 amino acids. Lineage: Eukaryota; Metazoa; Arthropoda; Insecta; Coleoptera; Brentidae. Gene Ontology annotation, cellular component: mitochondrial inner membrane.